This is a messenger RNA of Branchiostoma floridae (Florida lancelet), 1305 nucleotides long. Its product is annotated as mucin-19-like. The record is from RefSeq and is a predicted model, not a curated record. Lineage: Eukaryota; Metazoa; Chordata; Leptocardii; Amphioxiformes; Branchiostomatidae. The transcript is spliced from 5 exons. Bases 25 to 1305 code for a protein of 426 amino acids.
CAACCGGUUGGAACAGGGACCACAAUGUCACCAGCGGUUGGAACAGGGGCCACAGUUUUACAGCCAGUCAAAACAGGGACCACAGUAUCACCACCGGUUGGAACCGGGGCCACAGCGUCACAAGCGGUUGGAACUGGGACCACAGUAUCACAACCGGCUAGAACAGGGACUACAGCAUCGCAGGUGGUUAAUAAUGCGACCACAACACCGCAACCGGUUCAAACCGGGACCACAAUGCCACAAAUGGUUGCAACCGGAACCACAGUAUCGCAAGCGGUUGUAACAGAGUCCACAGCAUCACAAGCAGUUAGAACAGGGACCACAAUAUCACAAAUUGUUGGAACCGGGACCACAGCAUCACAAGCGGAUAGAACCGGGACCACAGUAUCACAACCGGUUGGGACCGGGACCACAGUGUCACAACCGGUUGGAACCGGGACCACGGUGUCAACGCAAACAGAUACCAGGUCUACCACAAGUGGUCCCAUUGGAACCAGGACUAUAACACAACUUCUAACUGGAUCCGCCAAUACCAGGCCAACGCAACCAACGAAAACCUCGACGGACUCAGACAAACUGACCACAAGUAGAAGCCUUCCGGACAACGUUCUGCCGUUUGUGGCGACUCUCGCUGGGCUGGCCUUCACACCAGCCUUGGCAAACCCCAACUCUCCAAGGCGGCAGGAACUAGAGCAACAGUUGAAAAACUCGUUCAUCAGCCUCCUCAACAACACCAUCUACAACGAUACCAUCGAAAACGUCACCAUCAAUGACGUAACAGGAGAGGUGGGAGAACCCGCCAGGGUCACGUACACCAUCCAUACACGUCACGGGUCAGGGGUCACCGGGGAAGAGUUGGAACAGGCCAUGCAGGCAGCUCAAGACAGCAGCCACCCUAACAUCAACUUACCAAGCGUAUGCUACCUGGGCGGGAGUGGACCAUGCGCAUCUACAACAACAGCAGCACCGAUGUCUACCAUUGGGCCAACCAAAACGUUCAACUUCCGUGUUGAGCUGGAAGGGCGGAACUUCUCUGACGCGCUGAACAACAAGUCUUCCCAGACUUUCACACAGGCCAGCACGCAACUUCUGGAGUCGCUCAAAUCAUACUUGAACAGCACUCCUCACGCGAACGUCAUCGAUGACGUCACGGUGAGGAGUUUCCAAGAUGGCGAUCCCAUGACGGCCAUCUUUACCGUGAAGACGACCCCAGGGUCACAGGUCACCGGAGGUCAGCUGGAAGAAGCACUGCGGGCUGCUAACAAGUUUGAUGAUCCACUGGACAUCGAUCUCCCCACAACGUAA